Caenorhabditis sp. 36 PRJEB53466 is the source of this 2312-nucleotide messenger RNA. Lineage: Eukaryota; Metazoa; Nematoda; Chromadorea; Rhabditida; Rhabditidae. The record is from the annotation of a GenBank genome assembly.
AUGAGCUCCGACGAGGAUUUGCCGAUGGAUUACACGGAUUCGGAGCGAGGCGAUGUGGACGAUGAGGUUUUUUUUUUUUGGUUUUUACGUGACCUUUUCACGUGACACUUAAAAACGUGUUUUUGUGGAAUUUCUGCGCCAUUUCACCGCAAAAUGAGCACGAAUACGAGUAAAACGUCGGCAACGUCGAUUUCGGUGAUUUUUUGAAUUGAAAAUUUGAAAUUUCUUGCGAAAAUGCAGAAAAUUUUUUAAAAAAGUGACACUCUCACGUGAUACUUACGUGGAUUUUUGCGGGAAAAUGUGUUUUUUUUUCGGAAUUACUGUGCCUUAUUUUGCCGAAAAUGGCGACGAUUACGAGCAAAAUGUCGACAAUGUCGAUUUCGGUGAUUUUUUGAAUUUGAUGCAAUCCCGAAAUCAAUGAAAAACGCGGAAAAUUUUGAGCUAAUCUCACUUUUCUCCAUUUUCAGUGUCUCAGCGACGACGACGGAAUAGCACUGGAAAGCCACGAUCAGAAUAGUUCAGAUUUCAAAGAUUCCGGACCGGAUAAUGAGGUAAAAUUGGGGGAGAAUCACCGAUUAGCGCUUUUUACACACAAUUUUGCGCGCUUUUCAAUGUUCCGAGUAAAACAGCUGAAAAAUCGACGAAAAAUGACAGUUUUUCUGCAGGUAAUGAACCACGACCAACUAGAAGCGGAGAUGAAGACGACAAUAUCGGAAGUGCAGGCGGUGCUGCAGGUAAAAAAGGGCACGUGCCGAAUCCUGCUGCACAAGUACAAGUGGAACCGCGAGUCGUUGCUCGAGCGCUUCUACGAGCAUCCCGACACACGCGCCUUCCUCAUCGACGCGCACGUAAUUCCACGUCACACGGAAAAGGUGCCGAUAGGCGACGGCGAGUGCGACAUUUGCUGCUCGCUGAGCGAACUCAGCGGAUUGGCGUGCAAUCACCGCGCGUGUACGCUCUGCUGGAAAUCAUAUUUAUACAACAAAAUUUGCGACGAGGGACACUCGGAGAUCGAGUGCAUGGCGGCCAAUUGCAAGCUGCUCAUCGAGGACGAAAAGGUGCUGGAAUACAUAACCGACCCGACGGCGAUCGCCGCCUACCGCCGCCUCAUAGUCGCCAGUUAUGUGGAGACGAACCGUCUGCUCAGAUGGUGUCCGGGAGUGGAUUGCGGAAAGGCCAUCAAGGUAACAGUUGCACAAAAACGAUAUGAACGUUUUCACUUGAUUCGUUUCAGGUGAACCACUGCGAACCGCGUCUCGUUGUGUGCACGUGCGGCUCGCGCUUCUGUUUUUCGUGCGGAAACGAUUGGCACGAGCCGGUGAACUGCCGCCUCCUGAAGCUGUGGAUGAAAAAGUGCAACGACGAUUCGGAGACGUCGAAUUGGAUCAACGCGAACACGAAAGAGUGCCCGAAGUGUAUGAUCACGAUCGAGAAGGACGGCGGCUGCAAUCACAUGACGUGCAAGAACACGGCCUGCCGCUUCGAAUUCUGCUGGAUGUGUCUCGGACCCUGGGAACCGCACGGAUCCUCCUGGUACAGCUGCAAUCGGUCAGUGCUCGCCCCCCACGUUUUUUGCGAAAAAAAAACUGUAAAUUUACAGAUUCGACGAUUCGGCGGCGAAACAAGCGCGCGACGCCCAAGAAGUAUCCCGCGCGAACCUCCAACGAUACCUCUUCUACUACAAUCGAUACAUUGGACACCAGCAAAGUCUGCGGCUCGAGGGAAAGGUACCCUAACGGUUUUUUUUUGCUCAAAAAACGCAUCUUGCCGAUAUUGUAGCUGUACGCGACGGUGAAAGGAAAGAUGGAGCAGAUGCAGACGUUGUCAAUGUCGUGGAUCGAGGUGCAAUUUUUGCGAAAAGCCGUCGACGUGCUGUCGGAGUGCCGCCGCACUCUGAUGUUCACCUACGCGUUUGCCUACUAUCUGAAGAGGGACAACAACGCCAUCAUUUUCGAGACCAAUCAGAAGGUUUGUCGAGAGAUUUUGUUACAAUUUGUUAGCGAAAAAAAAACUGGCGCGGGGGGCGAUUCUGGAAUGCGAGCAUACCACACGGCCCAAAUUUUCCUUGAUUGUUUGCAGGAUCUCGAGAUGGAAACUGAGCAACUGUCGGGAUUCCUGGAACGAGAUUUGGAGACGGAAAAUUUGGUGACACUCAAACAGAAGGUAAGAAAUGCUUAAAUGUCUUGUUAGUUGAAAAGAAUGAUGUUUUCCAGGUGCAAGACAAGUAUCGCUACGUGGAGCACCGCCGCAAAAUACUAUUGGACCACUGCGCCGAAGGAGCCGAACAGGACCUCUGGGUUUUCAACGAGUAA